This is a messenger RNA of Plasmodium malariae, 603 nucleotides long. RefSeq names its product Plasmodium exported protein, unknown function. NCBI's taxonomy places the organism in Eukaryota, Apicomplexa, Aconoidasida, Haemosporida, Plasmodiidae. Bases 1 to 603 code for a protein of 200 amino acids. The record is from RefSeq and is a predicted model, not a curated record. The transcript is spliced from 2 exons.
AUGGUACAAACAAAAAAAUAUUGUAAGGUCAUUAAAAUUUUUUUAUUUGCCCUUUUGAUAUGGAAGUGUCAGAACUUCUAUGAAGCAAAUACUUACGGCAAAUCAUGUAUAAAAAGGUGCAUCCUGGAUAAUGCAUUAGAUCUAAGGGUAAAUAGAUUACUAUAUGAUGAAACAGAUGUAGAAUUAGAACGAAAAUAUGUGUCUUUAAAAAAAAAAGCAGAGAAAAUAGUUAAUGAAGAUGAAUACAAUUUUGGAAAUAGAUUAAAUAAAUUAAUGAAAAUUUGUGAUUUAGCAAAAGAAUACAAUAUGUUAUUGUAUAAUCGCGAUGCUGAAAAAUCAUGUAGCUCACUAACUUCUAAAGAUAAUUUUGAUAAAUCCCGUGAUUCAUUAAUAUAUGAUAAUUAUAUUCAGUAUAAACAUCUAAGAGAAUCAUUAAUAAUGGAUAAAUAUAUGCCAAAAAGAACAAAUAUAUUUUCUUCGUAUUAUAAGAAGUUUAAGAAAUUGGAUAAAAAAUUUGACGGAACAAUUGCAAAAUUAUUAGGGUUAAGGCCAGGUUUUGAAUUAGGAAUUAAAUUAGGUUUUGAAGCAAAAUUGUCGAAUUAG